AUGUCUACGAUGCCCAUAUUCUGCGACUGGCCUCUUUUGAGCGGAGAUGAUUCCUCACAAUCUGAAGUGACCGAUGCUUUGUUUUCAUUCGAUCCAAAAUUUAGGGUUUCAAUCCGCUUUCUUCAACGUGUGACGCAUGCGAGUCAACACUUAAAAGACUCACUUCGUAUGGCCCCGAUUAUCGGUUUUGCACGCCCAGCAACACCGGAUCCAGAGGGAUGCGACUGCUGUCUCGCAGCCUUUGCUUGCUCACUUCAAGUAAAUCUUGAACCCAAAUCGGAUCUGACCCAGUAUGAGCAUAGGGUUAGGGUCAAGCUUAGGAUCAAGUUUUCUGGAACCUGGAACGAAUGGCUAGCAUCUAUCGAAGUUUCUGUGACGCUUGAUCGUGCAUCAUCUCUUAGUGCUCUCAUUGCAUUUCUUCUUGUUCCAAAAAUUUAUGCUGUUCAAGAAGACACUGGUAAAGACAGCCAUACAUAUCAACCGGUAAAUAACUCUGGUGGACAAGAAAACAGCCCAACUGGUUAUAAAAAUGCAUUGAUGGGCAAGCUUUUUGAAAUGUGGAAAUCUCUUUGUAACAAUCCUGCAAUUUCUUAUUUAAUGAAAGGACUUUUUGCUUAUUGGAAUCUUGAGCUUCUAGAAAAUCAGAACCUAUUCUUAAAAGUGCAAACUAGGUACUCUCCGCAAAAUGGCUCCAAACUUCAGAGCUUAUUUUAUCAUCUUGAUAAUUUUCUAAUUAAUACAAAGUCUGCUUAUGAAAAGUAUUACUGGAUAGUUGAAAGCAUCAUGUGUACACAAAUAGGCCUAUACGAUGGUUCUUUGGCUUACUAUGUUGUCCCCUGCUAUUUCGUUUUGUUAUCCAGUUUCUGGCUGGGAGAUUUUAAAUAUUCGUUAAAUUUUCAAACCUUGAUUUCUCGCUUCUUCAACAUUUACAUUUUGAUAGUUUAUUCCAGAAAUUCCAAAAACACUGAAACCACCAUCAAGACUUGGUUAAAUCGUAUAUUUGGAGGUUCAUUAAUUUUAUAUUAUGCUGCCUUUAUCUCUCUCAUAUACCAAUUUCAAACUGAAGAUCUUAUUAGCGGUUUAUUUGUCAUCAUCGGCUUUAUGAACACCUGUUUUUCAAUAAGUUAUAUAAUAGGGUCAAAUAAGGAAUCUGAAUCUAAUAAAAAAAAGAAGGAAUCUAAGCAUAAUGAAAAGGAAAAUGCUGAUGCUCCUAUGAAGACUACUGAUCCUCAGAAUAGUGAUAGUACUGUUACUAUUCCCGGUCAGCCUCCUUUUGCGGAGACUGACCUUUCUACCGAGGAAGAACCCACAGAUGAGUUAGGGCCUGGGUUUUUUCAGACUGAUUUUAAAUCCUAA
Mitosporidium daphniae is the source of this 1356-nucleotide messenger RNA. RefSeq lists its product as uncharacterized. The coding region runs from base 1 to 1356 and encodes 451 amino acids. The transcript is spliced from 3 exons. The record is from RefSeq and is a predicted model, not a curated record. Lineage: Eukaryota; Fungi; Microsporidia.